Molecule: messenger RNA, 2108 nt
Organism: Centropristis striata (black sea bass)
Lineage: Eukaryota; Metazoa; Chordata; Actinopteri; Perciformes; Serranidae
Gene: wnt7bb
Product: wingless-type MMTV integration site family, member 7Bb
Exons: 4
Coding region: 186-1247 (353 amino acids)
Biological process (GO): cell fate commitment; multicellular organism development; canonical Wnt signaling pathway
Cellular component (GO): extracellular region
Molecular function (GO): frizzled binding; cytokine activity
Source: RefSeq, a predicted model, not a curated record
CACACGGCCCUGGGAGCUUGGAGCUGCGUAGAGCCACCGCACCAAAGACAAGGAGACGCACAGCAGCACCUUCUUUUUUUGAUUUUGUGCUAAAGGGACUUAAACCCGGGGAAUUAAGGGAGUUUUUUUCAUCCUGUCCGCGUCGUCUCACUCAAUCCGAACGUGGCCAUUUGCUCAAUGUCAUCAUGAUCAUCUUCUCGUCACGCAGUGUACUGCUGUCAGUCUAUUAUCCGCAGAUCUUCCUGAUCCUGACGAGUGGCAGCUACCUGGCCCUGUCCUCGGUGGUGGCUCUGGGUGCCAACAUCAUCUGCAACAAGAUUCCCGGGCUGGCACCUCGCCAGCGGGCCAUCUGCCAGAGCCGCCCGGACGCCAUCAUUGUUGUGGGCGAAGGCGCCCAGAUGGGCAUCAAUGAGUGUCAGUACCAGUUCCGGUAUGGACGAUGGAACUGUUCGGCGCUGGGGGAAAGGACAGUCUUCGGUCAGGAGCUGCGAGUAGGCAGCCGGGAAGCUGCGUUCACCUACGCCAUCACAGCGGCAGGGGUGGCCCACGCCAUCACAGCGGCGUGCAGCCAGGGCAACCUGAGCCAGUGUGGCUGCGACCGGGAGAAGCAGGGCUACUACAAUCAGGAGGAGGGCUGGAAGUGGGGAGGCUGCUCGGCUGACAUCAAGUACGGAAUCGAGUUCUCUCGUCGAUUUGUGGACGCCCGCGAGAUUAAAAAGACCCCACGGCGCCUCAUGAACUUGCAUAACAAUGAAGCCGGGAGAAAGGUACUAGAAGAAAGGAUGAAGCUAGAGUGCAAGUGCCACGGCGUCUCUGGCUCCUGCACCACCAAGACCUGUUGGACUACACUUCCCAAGUUCCGAGAGAUUGGCUACGUACUCAAGGACAAGUACAACGAAGCCGUGCACGUGGAGGUAGUCCGGGCUAGCCGACUGCGCCAGCCCACCCACCUCAAGGUGAAGCAGACUCAGGGCUACCGCAAGCCCAUGGAGACAGACCUCGUCUACAUCGAGAGGUCGCCCAACUACUGUGAGGAGGACGCAGCCACGGGGAGCGUGGGCACCCAGGGACGCCUGUGCAACCGCACCUCGCCACACACAGACGGCUGCGACCUUAUGUGCUGUGGCCGGGGCUACAAUACACACCAGUACACCAAAGUGUGGCAGUGCAAUUGUAAGUUCCAAUGGUGCUGCUUCGUCAAGUGCAACACAUGCAGCGAGAGGACGGAGGUGUUUACCUGCAAAUAAGGACGCUUAAGGAACGCAGUGCCAGGGAGUGAGGCGCCAAGGACUAAGUGAACGAGGAAGACUCGAGCGAGCGAGAUAAAAGUGUGACGUGGACCAGUGAGAGAUUUAAAAAAAAUAAUGAAAUGGAAUUUACACUAUCAGCUCUUCAUGGCAUCGUUUUGCACAGCAAAAUCUAUCUAAUUUCUUUUCAGAAAGUAAAUGCUAAAUAUCAGUAGGUAAUAGCCCAGAACUUUACUGUCACAUAGAGAUUGUGCUCAUGUACUGAUGUAUCUGCAGUGAAGUCGGGACUACAGGUAAUGAACGAGGCCCUCGUGGGGACUGUGCUUUGCACUCUGGGAUUGUAAUUGUUGAAUUCACAAGAGACUCGUGCAUGGAGAGGAAACACAGUAACCUGGGAGUUGAUCAAAAUGACAGCAGCUGACGAGGGGUGACUGGGAGACAUUUGUCAAGUCUUUGAUUGAAAACUUUUAAGGGUUUUGUUAUAUUUUCACUUAAAAGGGGAGAAAAAGUGAAUCUUGACAUGAAUGACCCCCCCAAAUUGGCUGGGGCUUAUGUUGGAGGUUUGUAGAAAUGAAGAACAUUUUGUAAGUAUGGUGCGUUGGGGUGCGCCAAAAUCUGAGUGGAGAACUCUGUUAAACCCUCUGCUGCCAACUGGAAUAUGGUGGAGUAUGUUAGUUUUCCAGUCACACUGGAACUGUCUGUUCUGAACACUGAAAAUAAAUUGUUUAUUUAUGUUAUAGUAUCUUAAAACGAAGCACUAACGGGUAGAGAUGUCUUUUUUGUACUAAGUGUAAAGAGAAAUACUUUUUAGAAACGCUGACUGAAAAUGUUUGUCUAUUAGACACCCCCCCCCCCCCCCCC